Messenger RNA from Striga asiatica, 393 nucleotides. The record is from the annotation of a GenBank genome assembly. NCBI's taxonomy places the organism in Eukaryota, Viridiplantae, Streptophyta, Magnoliopsida, Lamiales, Orobanchaceae.
AUGAUUACACCCACGAUUUCCUCAACCAGUAAUUUACUCAGGCUGGGCCAACGACCCCCUGGGCCGGAAACAUAUCGUGGGCCGGCGGGUGGAAGCCCAAGCAGCCCAAUAGGCCCUGUUUGUAGGGCAGAAAGGUCCUCCUCCUCAUCUCCUCCGACAGCUGCCUGUUCGCCCUCGUGGGUCGACACUCCCGGCCCGGCCCUCCUCCUGCUCGAGCCCGACCCGAAACUCGAAUCCUUGGCGAUGACGUCAUCCCGACGGGGCCUUCCAAGCAGGCCCGGCCCCGCUGCCCGGCCCUCGGACGCGCUCCUGAACAGUAGCAGGUCCUUGAUCCUCCACCGCCGGUGCCAGAAGGAGGAGAAGCCGGUCGCCGGGCCUUUAUCGGGCUCGUGA